GUCUCCGAGUUGGUGUCGCACUUAAUCAUUCGUUUGAAAAUGGUUGAUUUUGGAGCGAUUUUGCGAACUAUUGGCGACUUUGGUUUGUUCCAGAAAAUCAUCCUUCUUGGGUUAACCCUCCCAAAUGUCUUCUUGCCCCUUUUCUUUUGUAGUUUUCUUUUUAUGGAGUCAGAUCCAGAUAGACACUGUAACACAGACUGGAUCCUUCAGGCGGACUCUAACCUGACCAAAGAUGAGCAGCUGAACCUGACUCUGCCCCGAGAGGAUGACGGAACCUUCAGCAAGUGUCAGAUGUUUGUCCCUGUGAACUGGUCUAUUGGUUCCAUCAGGGAGAACGGACUCAAUGAGACCACAGGGUGCCAGAAUGGAUGGGUGUACUCCAGAGCGCUGUAUGAAGCCACCGUUGUCACUGAUUUUGAUCUCGUCUGUGACAAGUCGUACAUGGCUGAGGUUGUGCAGGCGAUCUUCAUGUCUGGUUUACUUGCUGGUUCAUUCAUCUUUGGACCAACAGCUGAAUCGUACGGCCGCAGGAGAACCACCCAGCUACCAGUCGUGCUCUUGCAAAUAUUCGUCAUAGUUGCUGGUGUGUCUCCAAAUGUCUACGUCUACAUAGUGGCGCAGUUCAUAGUUGGAGCUGCCCUCGGGGGAUAUAGAAUGAACUCCACCGUAUUAGCUACAGAGUGGAUUGGGGUCACCAAAAGGUCCUUUGCUUCCUGUAUGAGCCAGUUGUUUGCAGCUUUUGGACAGUGUGUCGUGGCUGGUCUCGUCUAUGGCAUCCGUGACUGGAGAAAAGCACAGUACGUCAUAGGAGGAGGGCAGGCCUUUGUAACGUUGUAUAUAUGGUGGAUUCCUGAAUCUGCAAGGUGGUUGCUGGAACACGGAAGAACUGAAGAAGCUAAUCAAUUGAUACGUAGAGUCGCAGCAAUCAACAAAAGGAAAAUCCCAGAUAACCUGCUGGACGAGGUCACCAGGGGACGGGAAGUGAAAAGUGGGGGAAUAAAAGCAAUUUUUACCUCAGCAGUCCUGGUUAAAUAUUUGUUAAUUGUAUCUUUCGCCUGGUUUUCGUUAAACCUUGGCUACUUCUGCGUAAUUUUUAAUGUGGGUAAGUUUGGUCUGAACAUCUUCCUGGUUCAGUUCCUGUUUGGGAUCACUGAGAUGCCCGCACAUCUCCUCUGUAUCUGGUUUUUGGAGUUAAUUGGGAGAAAAAAAUCCUUAAUAUCAACCCUCCUGACAGGAGGGGUGUUUUGCCUCUUAACCUUGGCUUUCCCUCGAGACUGCUCUAUUGUUAUCACAGCCCUUGUUACCGCCGGGAAGUUCUUUUUGAACUGGGCAGGUUCAGUAUGUUUGGUCUACAUUCAGGAGUUGUUUCCCACUUCUGUCAGGCAAACUGCCGUUGGCUUUGGCUCUAUUGCCUAUAGAGGAGCAGGCUUGAUGUCCCCCUUGCUCAACAUGUUGGCCAUCUACCACUGGGCCAUACCCAUCUUAGUCUUCAGCAGCCUUGCAGUGACCAGUGGAGCUCUUGUCUUCCUGCUCCCUGAGACCCGGAGAACAGAGCUGCCUGACUCAGCUAAUGAGACCGAGGGCAACAGGUCUAAGGCUAAGACAUGGAACGUUCGUCAUCCUGCAGCAACAUUUGUGCAAAAAGGGCAAAACAUCUCCCUGAACAUGGCGGACUUUGGAGAGAUUCUCCGCACCAUUGGAGAGUUUGGAUUAUUUCAGAAGAUCACUCUUUUUGCUCUUUGCUUCCCAAAUCUUAUCCUGCCUUUUCACUUUGCCAGUGUAUUUUUUAUGGAGUCAGAUCCAGAUAGACACUGUAACACAGACUGGAUCCUUCGGGCAGACUCUAACCUGACCACAGAUGAGCAGCUGAACCUGACUCUGCCCCGAGAGGAUGACGGGACCUUCAGCAAGUGUCAGAUGUUUGUCCCUGUGAACUGGUCUGUUGGUUCCAUCAGGGAGUACGGACUCAAUGAGACCAGAGGGUGCCAGAAUGGAUGGGUGUACUCCAACAUGCUGUACGAAGCCACCAUAGUCACUGAUUUUAAUCUAGUUUGUGACCAGAGUCCUUUGUUGGAAUUAGCUCAAGCAGGGUUGAUGGCUGGCAUUCUUUUUGGUUGUCUCUUAUUUGGACCUUUUGCUGAAUCGUUUGGUCGUAAACGAGCCGCUCAGAUCCCAGUCGUUGUGAUGCUCAUAUUUACUGUCACGACUGGAUUAUGUCCAAACCUCUUUUUGUAUAUGGCAUCCCAGUUCAUUUUGGGACUUGGCUAUGGCGGUUAUCGACUGAAUGGCGUCAUAUUGGCCACUGAGUGGAUCGGGGUGUCCAAAAGAUCCUGGGGAGCAUGUAUUACUCAGCUAUUUGGAGCAGUUGGACAGUGCCUCCUGGCUGGUAUGAUCUACUUCAUCAGAGACUGGAGACUGGCUCAGCUAGUCACAGCAGCUCCACUGGCAGUUGUUGCUAUUUACAUAUGGUUUAUACCAGAGUCAGCCAGGUGGUUGUUGGACAGAGGCAGGACAGAGGAGGCUAAACAGCUGAUUACCAAAGUGGCAGCCAUUAACAAACGUACUGUUCCAGAGUCUCUUCUGGAAAAGAUUGUUGAGAAAAAAACUGUGAGAAAGGGAGGCAUAAUUAUUCUCAUGCAAUCAUCUGUGCUUAGGAAGUAUUUCUUAACCAUAAUAUUGGCAUGGUUCUCCUUGAAUGUUACUUACUACUCCCUUUCAUUCAAUGUUGGAAAUCUUGGCUUGGACAUCUUCCUGACGCAGCUUAUAUUUGGUCUGACUGAAUUCCCAGCUCAUAUCCUUUGCAUAUGGCUGUUAGAAGCACUGGGGAGAAAAGUGUCACUGAUGUCAACUCUUCUGAUCGGGGGAUUCUUGUGCUUCUUAAUCCUAGCUGUUCCUCAAGAUAAUGCUGUUGCUAUGACCACGUUAGCAACUUCAGGACGUUUUUUCAUUAACUGGGCAGGAUCCAUAUGCAAUGUGUAUGUUCAGGAGCUGUUCCCAACAUCUUUUCGACAAACAGCCUCUGGUUUGGGCUCCAUUGCCAGCAGGGUUGGUGGCCUGCUGGCUCCACUGCUCAACAUGUUGGCUGUGUACCACUGGUCCAUACCCACCGUAGUCUUCAGCAGCCUGACACUGGUCAGUGGAGCCCUGGGCUUCCUUCUUCCUGAGACCAGGGGGAAAGAGCUUCCUGAUUCAAUCGAUGAGGCUGAGGGCAACACAAAUAAGACCAAGCUGAAGAGCCAAAGUGAAACAAAGAAGUUUGCACAAACCAUAUCUACCAAACUGUAGACUGAA
Molecule: messenger RNA, 3291 nt
Organism: Gymnodraco acuticeps
Lineage: Eukaryota; Metazoa; Chordata; Actinopteri; Perciformes; Bathydraconidae
Exons: 20
Coding region: 40-3285 (1081 amino acids)
Biological process (GO): transmembrane transport
Cellular component (GO): membrane
Molecular function (GO): transmembrane transporter activity
Source: RefSeq, a predicted model, not a curated record